CAAACUGUGUUGCCAAUAAACAAGAUCUCGAGGUCGAGCCACCGAAUGGCUAUGCCCAGAACUCGCUCGGGGCGAUCCACCUCGCUCCAUGACUCGGACAGUAGACUCUAUGAGUCGGAGAAGAUUGACGCCCUCGAAUGGACAAAGAUCGAAGUAAUCCUUUCCUCCCUUAUUCCUAGGCGUGUUUCUAGGUCUGUUCCACUAGGUGUACUUCAAUUCUUGCUCGAAGCCGAACAGGUCAUAGUAGAGGGAUAUGGUGUUGUCCUCGUUAAUACUGAUGAGGCUGGUACCUUGUUCGUGACAAAUUUUCGUCUUCUUUUUUUGAGUGAAGGGUCCAGAAAUAUUAUCACGCUUGGCACAAUACCAUUGGCGACAAUUGAGAAGUUCAACAAAAUUGUCAUGAAACUUCCAUCUGCCCCCCGGCAAUCUGACAGGUCCCCAUCGCGACGACUUCUUCAGGUCACUGGCAAGGAUAUGCGAAUUAUUGUCUUUGGUUUUCGUCCUCGAACCAGGCAGAGGCGCGCUGUAUUUGAAGCCUUAUUGAGAUGCACAAGGCCAACAAGACUCUUGGAUCUCUAUGCUUUUGCUUCUGGUCCUUCAAGAUUUGGUAACACCAACCCUAGAGUGCGGUUAUUGAAUGAGUACUUUCGGCUUCUUGGAAUGGGAUCAUAUAAUGCUUCAAUCCGCCUUAUUGAAGAUGGGUCAUUCACAUUGUCUAAUGAGUUGUGGAGAAUUAGUGCCGUGAAUGCGAACUAUACCAUGUGCCCAACAUAUUCAUUUGCCUUGCUUAUUCCAAAAUGCAUCAGCGAUGAAGAGGUGCUGCAGGCUUGCACCUUUCGUGCACGGUGUAGGUUGCCUGUGAUUUCAUGGUGUCAUCCAGGGACUGGAGCUGUUCUUUCACGGUCAUCUCAACCACUAGUUGGUCUUAUGAUGAAUAUGAGGAGCAAUGCUGAUGAGAAGCUAGUUGCUGCCCUUUGCACUCAACUUGUUGGAGCAAAGGAGCCCCGGAGGAAGCUAUAUAUUGCUGAUGCAAGACCUAGAAAAAAUGCUUUGGCAAAUGGCGCAAUGGGAGGUGGAUCAGAGUCUUCUUCCAAUUAUUUUCAAUCUGAGAUAGUUUUCCUCGGGAUAGAUAAUAUACAUGCAAUGAGGGAUAGUCUUUCUCGGCUUAGGGACUAUUUAGAUACUCAUGGAACCACUUCAUCAGAUGGAAUGUCAUCAUUCUUGAGACAUGGUGGAUGGACUUGGGGCGGGGGCAAUCUCAGCAGUAUGUCUGCUUCAGUAUCGACCCUUGGAGACACUGGUUGGUUAAUACAUGUUCACAAUGUCUUGGCUGGUUCAGCUUGGAUUGCUGCGCGUGUUGCUUUGGAAUCAGCUUCAGUCCUUGUUCAUUGUAGGUAA
Molecule: messenger RNA, 1398 nt
Organism: Ilex paraguariensis (yerba mate)
Lineage: Eukaryota; Viridiplantae; Streptophyta; Magnoliopsida; Aquifoliales; Aquifoliaceae
Source: the annotation of a GenBank genome assembly